Molecule: messenger RNA, 1772 nt
Organism: Prunus mume (Japanese apricot)
Lineage: Eukaryota; Viridiplantae; Streptophyta; Magnoliopsida; Rosales; Rosaceae
Product: GDSL esterase/lipase 2-like
Molecular function (GO): lipase activity
Source: RefSeq, a predicted model, not a curated record
UGAAAAGUUUCAGCCAUCUAUUAAAUUGAAUUGAAACAGUGGAAAAGAUUAUAUAUACAAAGCUAAACAGAACAUACUGGAAUGGCAUCUUUCAGGUUUCAAAUCUAUAUCUUGGCUUUCUGUGCAGGCCUUGUUAUUCAAAGCAGCUGCAAUGGCCAUUCUGGGAUUCAGAAAAAACAUGUAGCCCUGUUCAUCUUUGGUGAUUCACUCUAUGAUCCUGGAAAUAAUAACUACAUAAAUACCAAAAAAGAUUUCCAGGCAAAUUGGUUGCCAUAUGGCGAAACAUUCUUCAGGUACCCAACUGGUAGAUUUUCUGAUGGGCGUUUAAUCCCAGAUUUCAUUGCUGAGUAUGCCAAGUUGCCAUUUAUACCAGCAUAUUUACAACCUGGGUUGAAAGACUAUACUUAUGGGGUGAACUUUGCUUCUGCUGGAGCUGGUGCUCUAAUUGAAAGCCAUCAAGGAUUUGUGAUAGACCUUAAAACUCAACGAAGUCAAUUCAAGAGGGUGGAGAAGCAGUUGAGGCAGAAACUAGGUGAAGUCGAAGCCUACACAUUGCUGUCCAAAGCUGUCUACUUAAUCAGCAUUGGAAUCAAUGACUAUUCUAUCCCAUUAGCCACCAAUACCAGCCAUGAAGAAUAUGUUGGCUGGGUUAUUGGCAACCUGACAAGUUGGAUUGAAGAUGUAUACAAGAAAGGAGGCAGGAAAUUUGGAUUUUCAAGCCUUUUUCCUCUUGCUUCUGUGCCAAGCAGGAGAGUGAUUCAAGCAGGAAACACGGGCCCUUCCCGGGAAAAAGUUACAGCACUUGUGAAACUACACAACAGACUACUUUCCAAAGUCAUCACAAAGCUGAAGAAAGAUCUCCAAGGAUUCAAAUACUCGAAGCUCAAUCUCUACACUUACGCUAAUGAAAGAAUUAACCAUCCAUCAAAAUAUGGUUUCAAAGAAGGAAAGGCUGCGUGCUGUGGCUCUGGUCCAUACGGAGGAAUUAAUACCUGUGGAGGGAAGAGAGGUGUUACCGGGUAUAAGUUAUGUAACAAUGUUACUGAGUAUGUCUUCUUUGACUCUUUCCAUCCAACUGAAAGGGUAUACGAGCAAGUGUCCAAGUUAUGGUGGAGCCAUAACUUGAAGGAGCUAUUUGAAGUUCAGGCAAAAUAGGGCUUGAUAGUUUCAUAAGAAAUUGAGCAAUUUGCAGACACAAUUUCCGCUUCGAAGCAAAUUAAAAGUUUGAUGGAGCCAUGGGCACAUGGGCAAGUCUCCAAGUUAUGGUGGAGCCAUACUCCCUGUUAGAAUUGAAGGGGAAACAAAGUGAAUUUAUUAUAUUUGGAGAAGAAUAGUACAUGGCUUUGUGUAGGCUAAUUGGCCUUCUACACUUAGCAUAUUGGCUUAUUGGCCACUACACUUGAUUUAGAAUAGAUUGGGCUAUUUGGCCCUUCACUUAGAUUAGUUUAGGCUAUUUGGCCCUUCACUUAGAUUGGGAGUUCUUUUGUUUCACUCCACUCGGCUUUAUUGCAUUGCAUGCCUAUUUAUAGGCAUGCUUUGCCGACUAUCUAUUGGCUUUUUGCUUAGUUAGGUCGGUUUGCACAGUAACCGACUUUGUCUAAGUAAUUUCAGCCAUAUAUUGUAGUUUUCUACUAGAGCUUUCUACUAGCUUCAUUAACUAGUGUUUAGGGAAUACAACCACUGACUUUUCAUUCUAUAUUAUUCUAGAAAAUUCUGCUGUCUUGUAGAAAUCUCUCUCAAAUGUGCAUUAAUGUUUAACACUCCCAAUGUCC